UGAUUGUGACCGGGCAGUGCACCCUCCUAAGGGAGUCUCGGAAGUGGAAUGCGACCCCCCAGCCGCGUGCCCCUAGGGGCUGUAAUAUGAUCCCUGGGGACUCCCCCCUCGCCUCCGCCCUCAUUGCCGCCCUCAUUGCCUGACUCCUUCCCUUCCAGAUCCCGGGGCAGAAUCCAGGGCGGCUCAAGGCUCCUCCACACGCGCCCGCUGAACCCUGAGAGCCUUGAGCCGCCACCGGGAUGGGGCGGGCCACCGCUGCCGCCAUGAUCCCGGGUUUGGCCCUGCUCUCGGUGGCCCUGCUUGGGGGUGCUGCCCCCAGCACCCCACGCCUACGGCUCUCCUUCCAAGAGCUCCAGGCUCAGCAUGGUCUCCGGACCUUCCGGCUGGAGCGAGCCUGCUGUUACGAGACGCUGCUGGUGGACGAGGAGCGCGGACGGCUAUUUGUGGGUGCUGAGAACCAUGUGGCCUCCCUCAGCCUGGACAAUAUCAGCAAGCGGCCCAAAAAGCUGGCCUGGCCGGCCCCCGUGGAAUGGCGAGAGGAGUGCAACUGGGCAGGGAAGGACAUCAGUACUGAGUGCAUGAACUUCGUGAAGUUGCUUCAUGUCUACAACCACACCCACUUGCUGGCCUGUGGCACAGGAGCCUUCCACCCGGCCUGUGUGUAUGUGGAGGUGGGCCACUGGCUGGAGGAUCCCAUGCUUCAAUUGGACCUUCGGAGCCUAGAGGAUGGCAAGGGGAAGAGUCCUUAUGACCCCAGGCAUCGGGGCGCCUCCGUGCUGGUGGGGGAGGAGCUGUACUCGGGGGUGGCCGCAGACCUCAUGGGCCGGGACUUUACCAUCUUCCGCAGCCUGGGCCGACGGCCGAGUCUCCGCACCGAGCCACACGAUUCCCGAUGGCUCAACGAGCCCAAGUUCGUAAAGGUUUUUUGGAUCCCGGAGAACGAGAACCCAGACGACGACAAGAUCUACUUUUUCUUCCGUGAAUUGGCAGUGGAGGCGGCUCCCGCACUGGGACGCCGCUCGGUGUCCCGCGUCGGUCAGAUCUGCCGGAACGACGUAGGCGGUCAGCGCAGCCUGGUCAACAAGUGGACGACCUUCCUGAAGGCGCGGCUGGUAUGCUCCGUGCCCGGAGUCGAGGGUGACACCCAUUUCGACCAGCUCCAGGACGUGUUCCUGCUGCCCUCGAGAGACCGCCAGAACCCACUGCUCUAUGCUGUGUUCUCCACCUCCAGCAACGUCUUCCAGGGCUCCGCUGUGUGUGUUUACAGCAUGAACGACGUGCGCAGGGCUUUCCUGGGACCCUUUGCACAUAAAGAGGGGCCCACACACCAGUGGGUGUCUUACCAGGGCCGUGUUCCCUACCCAAGGCCUGGAAUGUGCCCCAGCAAGACCUUUGGCACUUUCAGUUCCACCAAGGACUUUCCUGAUGAUGUCAUCCAGUUUGCCCGGAACCAUCCCCUCAUGUACAAUUCUAUUCUGCCCAUGGGGGGUCGCCCUCUCUUCUUGCAAGUGGGCGCUGGGUACACUUUCACCCAGAUCGUGGCUGACCGAGUAGCAGCUGCAGAUGGACACUAUGACGUCCUCUUCAUUGGCACAGACAUUGGAACAGUGCUAAAGGUAAUCUCCGUCCCCAAGGGCAGCCGGCCUAGCUCGGAGGGGCUGCUCCUGGAGGAGCUGCACAUAUUUGAGGACUCAGCUGCUGUCACCAGCAUGCAGAUCUCCUCCAAGCGGCACCAGCUGUACAUAGGCUCGAGGAGCGCAGUGGCCCAGAUCGCCCUGCACCGCUGCUCUGCCCAUGGCCGUGUGUGCGCUGAAUGCUGCCUGGCACGUGACCCCUACUGUGCCUGGGAUGGGUCUGCCUGCACUCGCUUCCAGACCAGUGCCAAGAGGCGGUUCAGGCGGCAAGACGUAAGGAAUGGUGACCCUAGCACGCUGUGCUCUGGCGACCCCUCGCGCCCCACACUACUGGAGCGGAAGGUGUUUGGUGUGGAGGGUGGCAGCGUCUUUUUGGAAUGUGAACCCCGCUCUCUACAGGCACGCGUUAAUUGGACCUUCCAGCCUGCAGGGGCGCAGGCCCGAGCCUUGGUGCCAGCGGAAGGACGUGCUGAACACACGGCGCAGGGGUUGCUGCUGCGCGGACUGCGGCGCGCGGACUCGGGCGCGUACCUGUGCGCCGCCGUCGAGCAAGGCUUUUCGCAGCCGCUGCGCCGCCUGGCGCUGCACGUGCUGAGCGCUGUGCAGGCUGAGCGGCUGGCCCGUGUUGAGGACCCGGUGCCCGCUGCGCCGCAGGGCCCCAAGCUCUGGUACCGGGACUUCCUGCAGCUGGUGGAGCCAGGCGGCGGCGGUGGCGCAAAUUCCCUGCGCAUGUGUCGCCCGCCUCCCGCGCCUCGCCCGCCAACCCCGGAGCUGCGCAGGAAGGGCCGCAAUAGGCGCACCUACGCCGCGGAGUCGCGUGCUGAGCGGGGCCCACGCAGUGCAACGCACUGGUGA
Messenger RNA from Elephantulus edwardii (Cape elephant shrew), 2489 nucleotides. It is a transcript of the gene SEMA3B, whose product is annotated as sema domain, immunoglobulin domain (Ig), short basic domain, secreted, (semaphorin) 3B. Gene Ontology annotation, biological process: neural crest cell migration; negative regulation of axon extension involved in axon guidance; negative chemotaxis. The transcript is spliced from 17 exons. The record is from RefSeq and is a predicted model, not a curated record. Bases 240 to 2489 code for a protein of 749 amino acids. Gene Ontology annotation, molecular function: chemorepellent activity; semaphorin receptor binding. NCBI's taxonomy places the organism in Eukaryota, Metazoa, Chordata, Mammalia, Macroscelidea, Macroscelididae.